AUGGAUAUAGGAGGUCUAGAGACAGUGGUGGCCAACUCAGACUAUGUGUCUGCCUGGGGAGAUAGUGGGCCCUUCUCGGGGUGGGACAGGAAGAUGCGGGCGAAGCUGAAGUUGCCACACAUCACCCAGCGUGAGCACCUCAAGGACUCCUUGGACCUGGAUUUCAACUUCAUCUGCGUGAGGCAACCCAUUGGGAAGAGGCUCUUCCCGCAGUUCCUAGAGGAGACAGUUGGGUUCAAAGCGGCUGGCGGACUGUGGGAGAGCAUCGAGGACUACAACGCAUCAGAGGAGGCAGACAGGCCUCAAGCCACCCAGAAAAGCAUCAAUAAAUACUUUGACUAGGCCUCCAAGGAGUUCUGCUCUUUCCUGGAGGAGAAGGGCGUCAUGAGGGUCAAGGAAGACGCCAGACACGGACAUGAGGACCUCAAAGAGUCUGAGCAGCACUUGCUGAAGUACCUGAAGGAAAAGGCCCUCGGCCCAUACAGAAAGAGCCUCCAUUUCUACCACUUCCUCCAGUUCAAGUGGCUGGAGGCCCAGAGCGUGACGGACGAGUGGUUCGUGGACUUCCGGGUGCUGGGGAAAGGGGGUUUCGGGGAGGUGUGUGCCUGCCAGAUGAAGGCCACAGGCAAGAUGUACACCAACAAACGCCUCAACAAGAAGCGGCUCAAAAGCCAAGGAUAUGAGGGGGCGAUAGUGGAGAAGAGGAUCCUUGCCAAAGUCCACAGCCACUUCAUUGUCACCUUGGUCUAUGCCUUCCAGACCAGGGCAGACCUCUGCCUCGUCAUGACACUGAUGAACGGAGGAGACCUCAGGUACCACAUCUAUAACGUUCACGAGAAAAACCCGGGCUUUUCGGAAACCAGGGUGGUCUUCUACACAGCUCAGAUCCUCCUCGGGCUGGAGCAGCUCCACCAAAACCACAUCAUAUAUCGGGACCUCAAACCAGAGAACGUCCUGCUGGACAAUGCAGCGCAUGUACGGCUGUCAGGUUUGGGCUUGGCAGUGGAACUACCAGAAGGAAAAGACAAGGCCAAAGGCUACGCUGGCACUCCAGGGUUUAUGGCUCCAGAACUGCUCAGAGGAGAGAAAUAUGACGCAAGCAUUGACUAUUUUACGCUGGGAGUAACCCUCUUCGAAAUGAUUGCCGCAAAAGGACCUUUCCGCAGCCGUGGGGAGCAGGUAGAGAACAAGGAGGUGACCCGGCGCAUCCUGGACGAUCCUGUGACCUACCCAGAAAGGUUCAGUGCUGAAUGUAAAGCCUGCUGCGAGGGGUUGAUGGCUAAAGACCCAGCCGGCUGCCUCGGCUUCAAAAGCGACAAGUGCGGCGAGCUGAAGAGCCAGCCUCUUUUCCAGAAAAUGAACUGGGGCAGCCUAGAGGCAGGACUGGUUGAGUCCCCCUUUGUGCCGGACCCCAAAGUGGUCUAUGCCAAGGGCCUUGGCGACGUGGGUGCCUUCUCCACUGCAAAGGGAGUCCUCAUCGAUGCAACUGACAAGGCCUUCUACGACGAGUUCUCGACCGGGAACGUCCCUAUCCUGUGGCAUGACAAGAUGAUCAAGAUGGGGGUCUUUGAGGAGCUCAACGUCUGGGGCACAAAGGACUCUUGGUUCUGUAUCUUCUGUAUCUUUUAA
Molecule: messenger RNA, 1629 nt
Organism: Rhineura floridana
Lineage: Eukaryota; Metazoa; Chordata; Lepidosauria; Squamata; Rhineuridae
Product: rhodopsin kinase GRK1-like
Biological process (GO): signal transduction; protein phosphorylation; regulation of signal transduction
Cellular component (GO): cytoplasm
Molecular function (GO): G protein-coupled receptor kinase activity; ATP binding
Source: RefSeq, a predicted model, not a curated record